UCCUGUCUGAUUUAUGACAUCUUGGAAAAGUGGAAGUUGCAACCAAUAUGACAGACUUCUACAAAAAAUGCCAUCUCCAGAGGAGAAACAGGAGCAGUCGUGACUUCCAGUAUUGAAAAGCUGCGUUGCUCGUUAUUGCUUCAAAACAGGAUCUUGGCAAACUGAAAACUGGGUAUGAACUUAUGUAACUCAGAGAGUUUAUCAUUGCAGGAGUAGUCAAUUCAGAGAAUUUAACAUUUGCCCUGGAUUUGACAAGGCAGGUUUAUUUUUGUCUCCUGAACUUCAAGCAGAUUAAAAAAUACACGCAAAACCUGAACUGUCAGAUUUUGAUUUGUGAGGCACAGCUGUCCUCUAUCAGCUGACAGCAAAUGCUCACAUGGGUUUUUAAGAUUUUGAAACCUGGCCUUGACUGUGUGUAAAAACUACGGAAACAUAGAUAGUCUAAUGCAGCAAGAGUUACAUACCCUACAGAGGUCACAGCUAACAAUUGAUGCAUAAUUUCAUGAGGUGGCAAAUGUCCCUAUAGUUUGUAGUCAAAUGGAGCAUUAAUUUAUUAACUGUGUGUUUAGUUUGUGUUGUAUAACUACUUGGACUUCGUCAAUUCACUCUAAAAGGAAAGACAGACAAGAUGCAAACAAUGAGAGGUGAAACCAUUUUGGGAAUCAUUAUUUUGUUAUUUGUACAUUCAGUUACUGGAUGUCCAGAAAGAUGUCAAUGCAACAUUACUCUGAAGGAAGUGAACUGCAUAGGCAAUGGACUGUCAGAAGUUCCAAAAGAUGUUCCACUUAACACAAAAAUUUUAUACUUGCAGAACAACCAUAUUCAUACAAUAUCAAACACUUCAUUCACUGGUUUGUCUCAGCUGCAAAUUCUGGACUUGUCCAACAACAUGAUUUCAAAUUUGUCAUCAAAUAUAUUUGAUGGACUGCAUAAUCUUAUCAACCUAAACCUUGCAAAUAACUCCAUUAACCACAUGGACAACAAAAUCCUUCAUUCAAAUGGAAACCUCAAACAACUGGAUAUAUCAUUUAACAAUCUUACGAGUCUGCCUGAGGAUUUGUUCAAGAACCUAAAGAAUUUGACCUGGCUUGCUAUGCACCAAAACCAAAUUCAUCAAUUCAGCAGGGUGCUUCUGGAUUCACUGUCAAACCUGCAAGUACUUCUGUUCAAGAAAAACCUGUGGAAUUGUGACUGUCAUCUGACUGGAUUAAAACUUUGGUUGGAGAGCUUCCUGUACAAAGGAGGCCAGAUUGAUGCAAUAUUGUGCACAGAACCAGAGGAUUUAAGAAGUAAGGACCUCAUGAAAAUUCCCCAUGAAUUAUUCCAGGAGUGUUCCUCUGUUAAGUACAAGUCAUCCCAUGAUGACUCCAACCACAGAAGUCCCACCAUCCAAAACCUGCACCACAAAACUGAACACGACCAUAAUCCAGAUUGCAGUCGAAAGGCCAAACAACGGUCUGGCAGUUUACGUCAUGCUAUCGCCACAAUUGUGGUGACUGGUGUUAUUUGUGGCAUUGUCUGUCUCAUGAUGCUGGUGGCAGCAAUUUAUGGCUGUUCUUAUGCAGCUGUUAUGGCUAGGUAUCAAAGGGAGCUAAAGAAACUGGAUCAUCUGGGCCCAGAUGUCGAACAGGAAAAUGCUGAAGAGAAGGAACCUUUUGACGGUUCAUUGGUAUGAGCUUCCAUUUCCUGCCUCGCUUUUCAAACAUCAAGACAAAAUGUUGGAAACAAACUACUAGAAAUUAACAUUUCUUUUAUAAGGAAGAUGGCAUCUAACAUCCUGGACUGUGUUAAUUGGUAAAAACUUUGGACCUUGACUAGUUUGCAUGUAAAUUAUGUAUUAUGUACCAUACAUAUGUUCAGAAUGGCUUUAAUCAGUGCCAGAGAUAAUGAAAAAGACAAUACAGAAGAGAGCUAGACAUAACUAUUAAACACAUCAAAGGAAUGCCAUCCAUUCCAGCUUAUUUUGCUAAAAGGAUCUUUUGUCGUUUUCUUCUGUGUAUUUACUGUAGUAUGGUUUUGCUAUGUUAACAACUCUUUAUAAAAAUAAGUUAGUGCUAUGAUUUACUCUAGCACUAUGCUACAACUGGGAACACUUUGAUAUCCUUUAUUAAAGAUCUGUGAAAGAUACCAAUGUGUUCCCAGAUGUAAUAAGCACUUGGGUCAGCUGAGUCUAAAGCACUCAGCCUAUGUGUGUCUCUGUGGCAGGUGCAGGCCCAGACAUCUGCUAGGCUGACUUGUUCCCACACAUGGAUAGCA
Messenger RNA from Hypanus sabinus (Atlantic stingray), 2256 nucleotides. RefSeq names its product leucine-rich repeat and transmembrane domain-containing protein 1 (gene lrtm1). The record is from RefSeq and is a predicted model, not a curated record. Gene Ontology annotation, cellular component: plasma membrane. The coding region runs from base 629 to 1675 and encodes 348 amino acids. The transcript is spliced from 3 exons. Lineage: Eukaryota; Metazoa; Chordata; Chondrichthyes; Myliobatiformes; Dasyatidae. Gene Ontology annotation, molecular function: protein binding.